UUACAUUUUCAGACCAACGAACCUCCUGCUGGUAAUGGAGAAUAAGCGAACUGAAUAUUUUUCUCAUGUUAGACGCCCAGUCAGCUUGACAAGCAGAAACGUCAUUAAAGGGCAUCCUCAACACUAUUCACAGGUAUCUGACUUGGUCGUGACAGAUCAUGCAUCCCAUAGAAGUGUCAAUCCCGUCUUUUCGAUCGGAGGGCAGUAAAGUGGAGAAGGGCUACACGGUUUUCAAGAUCGAGGUGCUGAUGUGUGGUAGACAGCAUACUGUUGAGAAACGAUACAGUGAAUUUCAUGCUCUACAUAAAAUGCUAAAAAAGAUGAUUAAACCUCUUGAAAUUCCUUCAAAACAUGUCAGGAACUGGGUGCCUAAGGUUCUUGAGCAGAGAAGACAAGGACUAGAAUUCUAUCUUCAGACUAUAAUUAUGGAAAAUGAGGUUCUUCCAAAGAUAUUCUUGGAUUUCCUCAAUAUCCGCCAUUUCCCAUCACUGCCAAAAACUGAGAGUUGCGGAUCAUUUGAAACUGAAUCAGAGGAAUCAAGUAAACUGACACACCAGCCAGCGCUGCUCUUCCAGAGGGAUCCAUAUCUGCUACCCACCACAAAUGAUACAUUUUCCAACAUGGUAAUUGAAGGUGUGCUACGUGGAAUAUUCUAUCCAGACUUCCAGCUGAGGUAGAUCUCAGCACUACAGACAACAUCACCUCCGUUUCAUGGAUAUAAAGGGAUUUAUAUAAGCAACACUAAAUCACACAGUACCAGUUUCUCAGACUCACUCAUCACAGUUUGAAUUUUAUUUCUGGUGUCUACACACUGUGGCAUUUUUGCCUAGUUUUUUGGUUUUGUUUAUAUGCAGAGAUUUCGAUUUAUUAGUUCAUAUGAAGUGUCUCAUUUCAUCUCAAGAUUGAAAGUGUGACCUCAGCAUAACUUUGCACAUCUGUAAGAGAACAAAUCAACAUGUCGUAAUUUGAACCAAGUUUACAGGUCAUAUUUGAGGUCAGUACAGAAGGAUGACUUUUCCACUGAACUUAUAUUACUCCUAAUGGGGUGACUUUUAUCAAAUACAUCUUUUAGGAAUCAUGAGUGCUUGAAAGUCGUCUAGUGAAGAGCCUUGAACCUUUCCAUUAUGUUACUGAAUUAUUGUAUGUUGAUUUGACAAUUAUUGAUAACCAGCCUCGUCUUAUCAUGAGCAAAAAAGGGAACUAAUUGUUUAUUUUAAUAUAUUUGCUUGUAAUGGAUGAGUUAACGUAAAAUGAUUUUACAACUUUUGUUAAGACCGUCUGUUGUUUAGCUAAUUAAUAUGCCGACAGUAAAACUGACACAGAGUUGAUUAGGUUAUAUAUCCAGAUACUUAACAAGCAGUUCUUUUUAAGUGUUUUUCAUUUACAUGUCUUAAAUAUGUGUUUGGACUAUGUGCCAUUCCAUUUAAUGUUAUUGACACUUUGAAUUGUUGUCUCAUGCACUUUAAAUUGUGUGAAAAGAUCAGUUCUAACUGAAUAUGUAUGAAUAUUGAAAACUGACAGCAAUAAAAACAACACAUUUAUUCAUUAGCUGAAUAUUCUCUCUCUGUUGCAUCUGUUGGAAAAUGAUGUAUUUUUAAAUGACACAUGGGGCCAAUUAUGAUUUUUGUUUAUUGAAAAACUGACAAGUUCCAUUUUGAACAGCAGACAUUCUUACUCUUGCAAUCAUUAUUUGCAUGUUAAAGCUGUAACAUGUUGUGUGUUUUCAUAUGUUGCAUAAAACAUUUUAUGCCACCCAGGCAUUUAUUAAGAACACUGCAUUUUGCAUAAUGAAACUUGUGCAUUAAUGACAAUUCAUUACCAAUCCUGUCCAGGUUUGUCACAAUUUGCCACAAGAUUUGUCUAAUUA
Molecule: messenger RNA, 1867 nt
Organism: Xyrauchen texanus (razorback sucker)
Lineage: Eukaryota; Metazoa; Chordata; Actinopteri; Cypriniformes; Catostomidae
Product: sorting nexin-24-like
Exons: 7
Coding region: 159-677 (172 amino acids)
Molecular function (GO): phosphatidylinositol phosphate binding
Source: RefSeq, a predicted model, not a curated record